This is a messenger RNA of Venustampulla echinocandica, 1524 nucleotides long. RefSeq names its product putative isomerase YbhE. Lineage: Eukaryota; Fungi; Ascomycota; Leotiomycetes; Helotiales; Pleuroascaceae. The record is from RefSeq and is a predicted model, not a curated record. The transcript has a single exon. Gene Ontology annotation, molecular function: protein binding. The coding region runs from base 1 to 1524 and encodes 507 amino acids.
AUGGCAAAGAGAAAGCGUAACACCAAUGUCGAGCCGGCUGCAGCUACCGUAGCUCUUCCCAGCAAAAAAAUCAAAUCAACCCCACAACCACCUCCAAAAUCUCCCGGAUCUCCCACCACAAUUCAGAUAAUCGCGGGGUCUUACGACCGAGUCCUUCACGGUCUAACAGCAGUCAUAUCACAGAACGACGAUGUCGAAUUCGCUGAUACGUUUCUCUUCAAUGCCCAUGCCUCAGCCAUCCGCUGCCUCGCCCUCUCCCCGCCCUCUGCACCUGUUCCAAAGCAAACCCAAAAGGUCAUCCUCGCGAGCGGCAGCACAGAUGAACGCAUAAACCUCUACCAUAUCUCCGCCCACGCACCUUCGUACGUUACCGUCCCCGCCAUCGCCGGCCUCUCAGCAAAAGCCGUCAUUGAAAACCCGCAAAACAAAGAAUUGGGCUCGUUGUUACAUCAUUCGAGCUCCGUGACUGGCCUAUUCUUCCCGAAUAGGAGUAAGCUCCUGAGUUCCGCGGAGGAUAAUACGAUUGCGGUGACAAGGACGAGGGAUUGGAGUUUGCUGAGCACGAUUAAGGCUCCAGUUCCAAAAGCUAUGGGAAGACCUAGCGGAGACACGGCGCCGCUGGGAGGCACACCUAGUGGGGUUAAUGAUUUUGCGGUACAUCCGAGUAUGAAGCUUAUGAUUUCCGCUGGCAAGGGAGAGAGGUGUAUGCGGUUGUGGAAUUUGGUUACCGGCAAGAAGGCUGGAGUGCUCAAUUUCGAUAGGGAGAUAUUGGCGGAAGUUGGAGAAGGGAAAUUCACAAGCGGCGAGGGGAGAAAGGUAGCAUGGGGAGCUACGGAUGCAGGAGACGAAUUCUGUGUUGGGUUUGAUAAGGGCGCGGUGGUAUUCGGGAUGGACAGCAAGCCGAAGUGCAAGGUGGUUCCCCAGCCAAGGGAUACAAAGCAGAAAUGGACGAAGAUACAUCAAUUAUGCUACGUGCAAGUUGGCCAAGAGGAGGAUAUUCAGGUGUUGGCCAUGUCCACAGAAGAUGGCAGAAUACUGUUCUAUUCUACCCGGCCCGCUGAUUUGGUUGCUCAACCCGCCGGGAAGGCGAAAGAUGCAGCUCUUCCGGCUGCAAAGUUGAUUGCCGUACUCGAUGCCAAGGAUAUCCAAGGCGCGAAGAAUGACGAGGGGAAAGGAAAGACUACGAAGUCGGAAGAAAAUCUUCCCCGAAUCAAAGAUUUUGUAGUGCUUAAUGUCGGCGAAGGGGCAUCGAAAUGCCUCAUCAUCGCAGCAGCACGCAGUGAUGGCACAUUGAUGGUGUUCAAGCUCUCUGCCUCAGACCUGCUUCCCGAGAAUGUUGUGGAAGCCAAGCCAGUUGGGAAAUUACUGGGGACAUAUAAGACUGGGAACCGCAUCACCUGUUUGAAGGCAUUUGUCAUGUUACCCCAGCUCAACGACGGAGAGGACUAUGGUGAUGAAAGUGGGUUUGAGGGCUUUGAUGGUAUUGAGGAGGGUGGUGAAAGUAGUAGUUCUGAUAGCGAGUAA